Dreissena polymorpha is the source of this 3953-nucleotide messenger RNA. Its product is annotated as signal peptide peptidase-like 2B. Bases 118 to 1818 code for a protein of 566 amino acids. Gene Ontology annotation, molecular function: aspartic endopeptidase activity, intramembrane cleaving. NCBI's taxonomy places the organism in Eukaryota, Metazoa, Mollusca, Bivalvia, Myida, Dreissenidae. Gene Ontology annotation, cellular component: lysosomal membrane; cytoplasmic side of endoplasmic reticulum membrane; Golgi-associated vesicle membrane. The record is from RefSeq and is a predicted model, not a curated record. The transcript is spliced from 2 exons. Gene Ontology annotation, biological process: membrane protein proteolysis.
GUGUAACCUUUUUGUUUGUGUUAAUUACAACUACAUCCAAUAUUAACAUUGUAAAUAAUGGAAAACCGUUGACGUAAUCAUAGUAAAAUUUUGUCAAAAACGAUUCAACAUUUCAAAAUGUUACGCCUUCAAUUCAUGCUAAUAGCUGUUGUGUUUUGGGUAACUGGGGGAAGAUGUGAUUUGGGGCUGAUGUCAACAAAGCUGGAAUCUCAAGACGAAUGGAAGGAAUCUUUCUGCAUUGCGUAUAACCCUCAAUUCCAGCCCAUUGCAAAAGACAAGAGUACGUCACCAGCCCUCCUUGUUGUUGAUUUGUCUAAUGCUUUGAUGUACGGAUGCUUCGAGUCAGACUAUGAUGGCCAUGACGUCACUGAUGCUAUUGUUAUAGUCGCCAGAGGCUUGUGUACCUUCUCUGAUAAAGCGCAGUUAGCUGAAAAGGCCAGAGCUAAGUCAUUGAUAGUUGCUAGUGAUGAUCUUAUUACGCCCGGAGCAAAUCAAACUAGCGAUUUGGACAAGAUCAACAUAUCUGUUUCAACGAUGUUGUGGUCCGACGUGAAGCAACUAGAAAAAAACGGUGCUGGACACCCACAAGUUGGAGUCUUGUAUGAGCUUGUUCUAAGCAGAUUUGAUGUCAACUUAGUGGUUAUUUUCCUGAUAGCCGUUUCAAACAUCAUAAUUGGCGGUUAUUGGUCUGGUAUAGCGAGGCAAGAAAAGUAUAAGCUAUAUCUAAAGAAUGCUCUGUCUAAACAAGGUAAUACACAAAACAAUGCAGUUUCUGAAGAAGGAAACACAUCCAAUCACAAUGAUGAUAGUGUUAGCCUAUCGUACAUUGCUCUUGCUAUUGGGUUUGUUCUUGUCUGUGGGUUUCUGUUGUUGCUCUAUUUCUUUUAUUCCUAUUUAGUGUAUGUUGUUAUUGCCAUGUUUUGUAUUGCAACCUCUAUUGGCCUCUAUUAUUGCUUAAAACCAAUUUUGCAUAGAAUCUGUUCAUGGGAAGGUAAUUUGCCGGAAAACAGAAUCCCAAUUUUCAAAACACGCCCAAUGUAUAAAGACCUGAUCUUGUUAGCCUUAUGUUGUGGUCUGGCGGUUUUUUGGGCUGUCAUGAGACAUGCGCCAUUUGCCUGGGUGAUUCAAGACAUUCUUGGUUACGCCUUCUGUAUCAACGUCAUGCGUACUGUAUUCGUACCUAAUAUCAAGAUCUGCAGUAUAAUGCUCAUUAUGUUGUUUAUCUAUGACAUCUUUUUUGUCUUUAUAUCACCUCUGUUCACAAAGGAUGGUAAAAGUAUAAUGGUGAAAGUUGCUACAGGUGGCUCAGACGAAUCUGGUGGAAAUUCGUAUUCAGGAAAGACACAGGAAAUGCUUCCAAUGGUGUUUGCACUCCCGAAAAUGUCUAUUUCUGAUAUUGGCACCUGUCCGUUGGGCAUGUCUCUUCUUGGAUUUGGCGAUGUUAUAAUCCCUGGACUUCUCAUUUGCCACAACCAUGCUUUCGAUCUUAGGGUCAAAAGCAGGCGAGCUUAUUACAUCACCACGUGUAUUGGUUACGGCGUGGGAUUACUACUUACCUUUGUAGCUCUGGCCUUGAUGGAGACAGGUCAGCCCGCUUUGCUCUAUCUUGUGCCUUGCACCCUCAUCCCUACCUUCGCUCUCGGCCUUUUCCGCAAGGAAGUCAAGCUCUUGUGGAAUGGAGUUCCUUACGAAAGUAAACCAGCUGUAUCUGACCAAGCUGCAAGCGCACCAGCAAUGGCUAUAAAUACUGGUAGCAUUGAUUCUGGAAACAGCGAUACAAGCAUUGAAAGUGAGACAAGGGUGUUAAUCAGCAAAUAGAAAAGCAGAAUAAAUGUUGGCUUAUCAAAAUUCCUGUACUGCAACAUGUGUGAAAAAAAUAUGUUGGUAAGGAAACGGAAACCUGUGUAUAAGACCAGAGCUUAAAUAUACGUUGAAGUACAUUGAAAUGCUCUGUUAAAUUGCUUGGAAAAUAAAUCUGAAUUAUACGUUUUAUAAGCGACAAACACGUUAUAGAUUCAAUAGCUAUUAUUUUUGUUUGUUGUUACACAUCUGAUGCGUUUUGAUGUUAUUUAUGUGUUGCUUUUGUUUUCGUCGUCAGAUUUAAUUUAAAAAAACUUUUAAGAAAUGUUUGAGAGUUGAAAAAAAAUCUUUAAAAAUGAAAGAAGUUUUGGAAUGAUCCAUAUUUUUCAUUUAAUCUACAUACACAAUACUAAUUUUUUGUUGUUGGUGUCAUCAAGUUUUGUAAGAUAUAACACUUUGUGAGUUCAACUACCUUCAAUGAUCACUACAAAUAUAUUUUCAUGCACAGUGAACAGUAAAAUAUCCUUUGUCACUAUGUAACAGUGUUGCUAUUAGCUGUCUGUUGGAUCAUAAUACUGUUUUGUUCAUGGUUAAAUACUUUUUUCCCUCUGUUCAUCAUUAAAUAGUGCUGUAAAUACACCAUAGAGCUGUAUACAAAGGUUGAUGCAUAUUAAAGUACAUUUUUAAUUGUGUUAUUUAUUGUUAUAAAUUAAGCAUAUUUAUAAAAUGUACCGUUAUUUAUUAAACUAUGUUUUUAAAUACACACUCACACAUACAUUUUAAGAGUGAGUUAUAGUUGAUUCACCUUGUUGGUUUUUCAGCAUGUCUUGUCAUUUGAACUUCUUACGUAUUUGUUGUUAUGUACCAAACCAUGCGUAUAAGAUAAAAGCAUGCUGCGGGCCAGCGGCGACCAGGAGAACGAUGUCUGUUAAUAUAUUUUAAAAAUGUAAUCGGAUAAUCAUAAAACUAAGUAAUUAUCAUUGUUGGCAUAAAAUGCCUUUGAAUUAUAAUAAAUGGCUAAAUAAACUGUGCACUCUGUAACUCAUAUAGUUUCAAUCGUAACAUCUUCGAGACUUGCUGAACAUGUGAAUGGGCAUAAUAUCUUGAACAAAUUCGCUACUGAGCCAUGCAGCCUGAAGGGAUUCUGAAAUACGGCUCUUGAAUAAACCCAAAUUAGAAAAAAAGUAUAUUUCUAAUAGUUGGUUUCCGGUAAAUAACUGAAUAGUGACACCAAAAAUCACGGUGAAACAUUUGAUAUAAUUUUCUUGAAUUUUGGUCGACAAGUCGGGAUCAAGGUCACUGUUAUUUUUAAUUGAAUACUGUUUUUCGCUCAAUAAUCAGUUUGGAUGUAGAUAUCGCAUGCACAAAUGUGUUUAUUUGUAACUUACAUGAACAUUAGCUAUUGAUUGCAUUUGGGGCCGGUCACUUCAAAGUCAAGGUGUCACUGCUGAUGAAAUAGAAAAACGGUAUCCGCUCAAUGACUUAAUUAAGUUGUGACCAAGGUCUUACAAGGACACGUUUAAGCUGUGUUGCAGACCUAGGUUGGGGUUAUGUUUGAAGCCAGUCAGGUUAAGGUUAAAGUCAAUGUAAAUUUAAAUAGAAAAACAUGUUCCUCUCAAUGACAUGAAUUUGGAUGGGAUAUUGCAUUGAACUUUUGUGGGUAGGUUGCUUACAUGAAGAUAUAGCAUGUAUUUUGCAUAUUGGACUUUUUGAAAAAGGUCAAGGUCACUGUUGCGUUUUGCGAGAUAAUUAAAAAUGGUCAAAAACUGACAGCCAUCUUUGAUGUGUUUCCUGCCCAAAGACAACUUUUAUUAGGGCAUAUAUUCAAAUAUUUGAAAUAAAUACAAUUGUUAUUCAAGUGUUAUUUUUGGGGGGACUACGUGCGAGAAGGCGCGCUACAUUCAAAGUAGAGGUUUUGUCAUCGAAGGUUAGAAUUAACACUUUUUGUUAAAGCUUUAUUUAAGGGUAUUCAUCUAGUAUUCACUUUCAGUGAAAGCCAUAGUUUAUAAUUCUUAUAUAAGCAGAUUUGAAACGAUUGAGUUAAUUGUUAUUCUUUUCAUAAUUUUCAGUGAACAUAUGUGUUAUUAAUUGUCAUUUUUCUGGUUUUAUUUAUAUUUUGUUAUUAAAUAUAUGGGAAUAUAUAUCAAAAGUGA